AUAUAAAAAAUCAUCAAUGCCAAAGUGAGGUUAGACAAGCUGUACCUGCAGAUGAUUUGAGGUGUAUUUCAAAUCUAAUAAAACCAACAAAUAUGAGUGAUAAAGAACGUAUGCCCAGCGCAGAUAUAAGCAAGUUGAAACAAUCAGAUUUAGAUUUUAUGAAAUACGUGGAGUCGCAGAAUAGAGAAAGAGUUGAGAAGUUGAAGCUGCUGCGAAGGAACAACAUUCGCACUGCAUCGGUGAUAGGAGGCGCCGUCAUUGGUAUCUAUUUGUAUUCUAUGCUUGCUGUGAAACAGGAGAAAUUCCUGGACGAUUUUGACGAACCCGUUAAAGUCAUCGAGAAGCAAUAGAAAUGGCUGCAUUCAAACA
This is a messenger RNA of Nicrophorus vespilloides, 369 nucleotides long. RefSeq names its product cytochrome c oxidase assembly factor 3, mitochondrial (gene Ccdc56). The transcript has a single exon. Gene Ontology annotation, biological process: mitochondrial respiratory chain complex IV assembly. Gene Ontology annotation, cellular component: mitochondrial inner membrane. The record is from RefSeq and is a predicted model, not a curated record. Bases 93 to 350 code for a protein of 85 amino acids. NCBI's taxonomy places the organism in Eukaryota, Metazoa, Arthropoda, Insecta, Coleoptera, Silphidae.